This is a messenger RNA of Frankliniella occidentalis (western flower thrips), 2138 nucleotides long. RefSeq names its product beta-1,3-glucan-binding protein-like. The transcript is spliced from 6 exons. Gene Ontology annotation, biological process: carbohydrate metabolic process. The record is from RefSeq and is a predicted model, not a curated record. NCBI's taxonomy places the organism in Eukaryota, Metazoa, Arthropoda, Insecta, Thysanoptera, Thripidae. Gene Ontology annotation, molecular function: hydrolase activity, hydrolyzing O-glycosyl compounds. The coding region runs from base 124 to 1368 and encodes 414 amino acids.
GUAAGGUGUCGGACCCAUCCGACGCGGGCACAGUCGCACGGGCGACUCGGCGGUGCAGGCACGGGGCUCAGGUGUACACCGGACACCCGCGAGCUGCUCGCUGCGCCCUCCCGCUCCCCCGACAUGGUGUUCCUCAGGGCGCCCCCCAUGCUCUUCCUGGCGAUGCUGGCGGCCGUCGCGGUGGGCUCCCCGGGUGCACGGCUCAGCCCCUCGACACGGCAGCAGGGCUCGCCCCCUCUCGGCGCCCCCGCCGGCCCUGGGCCCGCCCCUGUGCCAGCUGCGCCGAGGGCACCGAGGGGCAACGCGACGGCGCCGCCGCGGGGCAGCGCGCCCCCGCCCCCGGCGCCGCGUGCCGUGCGCGCCCCGCUGCAGCCGCCGCGUAGGGAGAAGAUCAUCUUCGCCGAGGAGUUCAACAAGCUGGACCCCGCCGUGUGGUCGCAUCUGGUCACCGCCUGGCGGGGAGGCAACCAGGAGUUCCAAUACUACAGGAACGACCGCCGCAACAGUUACGUCCGCGGAGGCGUGCUCUACCUGAGGCCGACCCUCACCGCCCGGGAAUAUGGCGACGCCUUCCUCUACACGGGCAAGAUGUACUACCCAGACUGCAACUUCGAACCGUGUGUGUCCGCCUCCGGAGCGGACAUCGUUCUUCCCAUCCAAUCGGCGCGCAUCCACACCAGCGCGUUCAGCUUCCGUUACGGUCGCCUUGAAGUGCGCGCCAAGCUGCCUCGCGGGGACUGGAUAUGGCCAGCGAUCUGGCUCAAGCCCGCGACCAACGCGUACGGCCGCUGGCCCGCCUCGGGCGAGAUGGACCUCGUGGAGUCGCGCGGCAACGCCAACCUCAAGCAGAUCUCCACGGGGGAGCCGCUGGGCGUCCAGAAGGUCGGCGCGACGCUGCACUUCGGACCCAACAGCUCGUACAACAUCUGGCGACUCACGCACUGGGAGAAGAUCCUGGAGCGAGGGGACUUCGCGGACGACUUCCACGUGUUCGGCAUGGAGUGGUCGCCGGUCGGGUUCCGCUUCACGGUCGACAACGAGGAGAUCGGGAGGAUGGCGCCACCCCAGGGGGGCUUCUGGGACCUGGGCGGCUUUGACUCGAACCCCGGCGGCCCGAACAUUUGGGCCAACGGAACCCAGUUGGCACCCUUCGACAAAAAGUUCUACAUCAUCCUGAACGUGGCGGUGGGCGGCACGUUCUUCCCCGGCGGCAUGGUCAACUCGCCCUUCCCGCGGCCGUGGAACUGGACCUCGGGACACCCGCUGCGCGAGUUCUGGGAGCACCGCGGCUGGUGGCUGCCCACCUGGAAGGCCGAGCACACCGCCAUGCAGGUGGACUACGUGCGGGUGUACCAGACCGUCACGUGAGGUCCCAGGGCCCGCCUGGCGGCGACGCAGCGGAACCAUGCGAAACAAACCCCCCCGUGACUCGAGUCCCCAUGGGACCACAACGUGCUUCUCGUCAUUUUCUGUUCGUUUGACGGGUCGUAUUGACGAUGACCGCCACCACGCUGACGACACGGACAACCUAUAGGACAACUUUGAGCUCGGCGGCGCAGAGAGCUGAACGCUGGGGGGCGCGCUGCGCGCAGGGGGUGAAGGGGCGCGGGUAAAGAGCCUCAGAGUGAAAGAGUCGCAUGGGUCACGUGACUUGCUCGAUUCUGAUUGGUUUGGUUCAACUGGGGCGAAAAACGCGCGGGAUAAUUUUUCAUACUUAGCAGAAGGCCCCGCUUCGCCAAAUACGUGAUAUUACAUUUGUCUGUUUGACUAAUUUCACUUUGCUAAACGAAAAAUAUAAACGAAAUAAUACUAUUUUUCAAUUUAAAAUAGGCUACAAACAAUUGCGAGCUUUCGAUCGAUUAGUUAAUCCAUAAAUAUUUGUGGAUUAAAAAUCGCUUCCAGCAUGGCUGCUCCGGCUCGGCACCCGAGCAUGCAGGUUAGAUCACAAUGUUAUCUAUUUUCAUUCGGGAUUACAUUAGUAAUGAGACUGGCUGAGUGUUAAAAAGUAUUCCUGAGUAUUAAUAUAUACUUUUUUUGAUAAUUAUUUUAAGUCAAUAUUCGUCUUUUAUCCUAAGAGCUUAAUUGUAAAAUGGUCAUAGUUUAAAUGCGCGCCUAAACAGUUGACGACUACACGGUAU